This is a messenger RNA of Corylus avellana, 4006 nucleotides long. Its product is annotated as CCCH-type zinc finger family protein. Gene Ontology annotation, cellular component: nucleus. Gene Ontology annotation, biological process: negative regulation of DNA-templated transcription. NCBI's taxonomy places the organism in Eukaryota, Viridiplantae, Streptophyta, Magnoliopsida, Fagales, Betulaceae. Gene Ontology annotation, molecular function: RNA binding; metal ion binding. The record is from RefSeq and is a predicted model, not a curated record.
CAACCUUCCCCUACGAAACGCCUCAGCCGCUUUGCAAGUCGGUUAGCGUCGCUGUGAAAGACUCGAAGCCUUUCCCGGCGUUUCUUAUUAUCAUAAGAAAGAAGAUUGAAGUCAUUAUUCUCUUUUCUUGGUAACGAUGGAGAGUGCACAGAUUGAAACCCCAAAACCCUCAGAGACUUAUUUCUCUUUCACUCGCCGUCGGUCGCCGCUCAAGAGUGAAACUUACUACACGCUGGCUCGAAUUCUUUCCCAUUGCUACGACAAGUCGCACAGCUCUCACGCUGCUCAAUUUGCACCUCAGGAGCUAAAUCCAGAUCAUGGCAGCGAUGAAGUGGCGCGAGCGACCGGGAAAGAAGAGUGUGAGAGUGUUGAAUUGAUCGGUCCUGAUAGAAUGGAGUGCCAAAAUUUGGCAACUCGGAAAGAGGCAGUGUCUGAUGAGAGUUGUGAAGCCAUUGGGGCUGAAGAUGGAGGAGUGUUUGGUGAUGCACAACAUGUAGUGAUAGAUAUAGAGAGAAUAUUGGCCAUAGAAGAAAGCGAGGAUGUGUUGGAACCGAUGGAUGUGAUGUUUGAUGAGAGCGAUGAAGGGACUGGCUUCCAAGAUAAAAGGUGUUGUAUGGAAAAAAUGUUAAUGGACGAGUUGGAGCAUAUUAUGAAAGGCGAUGAAGUUCUAGAUGAGAAUGUGAUCGGUGAAGUUCUAGAUCCAAGAGGGAGUGGCAAAGACAACAGCUUGUCAUUGAAGACUACUUCGUUGUGUGGAGAGCACAAAAUGCAGCAGGCGGACAUGGAAGUGGAGAAGUCGGUUUCUUCUGGCUGGGUAAUGGAUUUCCCUAUUCCUAUUGCCGAGAAUGCAGAAACUGAGGAGGGAGAAUGCUCAAAUCAAAAGAUUUCUGAAGCCCCCAGUGUAUCGUUAGAUAAAGAGAUGACCGGGGAACCUCCAAAACCAAGGGAGAAUAUGGAAGAAGAAAGUUUGUUGCCGAAAACUAAUUCAACCAAGAGAGAAUUGGAGAAAUCAGUUGGUAAUAGUGACUCAUUGGAAUCUCCCAAUCACAUGGCUGAAGGUGGAGACAUUGAGGAAGGUGAAAUUUCUGGCGACUAUGGAACUUAUGACAUGUCAUUGGAUAUGCCUGUAGAAGAUGCUAUGGUGUCAAAGGAGAAGAACGUAGAUGAGAUGCAAGUAUCUCCAGAUAUAUUUGAUAAAAAAGAGUUCCUUAAUGAUGACCAGAAUGGAGCAAACAAAAAAAGUUUUGAGUUCACUUCUUUGAAAGUGGACACACACGACAAUGCCAAUACUAGUAGAGAAGUUGGACCAGAGAUUAGUAAUGGAAACAAGAUGGCAUCUAGACCUGAAGCUGUUGUUCAUGAAAAAUAUAUGAGAGCUAAAAAGGCUUAUAGGGAAGACCUUUUGCUAAAAGAUGGAGGAACCAAGGAGGCUGCUGGUUGGCCACCAGCUUGUCCUAAUAAUCUAGACUUGCAUGGCCAAAUAUCAGAGAAAAAUACAACUGGUUCCCAUGGAAUCACAUCUACAGAAGUGCUGCAGCAAGAUGCUAGUUCCUGCAAAAAGAAAAAGCGGUCUCUUUCUAAAGAAAGUAAAGCAAAGAAAAAGCACAAAGAACGAAAGAAACGAGCAGAAAAGAACAGAGAGCUUGGUGUUAAAAGGUUGAAAUUGCAUCCAGUAUCGAAGCCAAAAACUGUGACAUAUUGCCGCCAUUAUCUCAAGGGAAGGUGCCGCCAGGGUGACAAGUGCCAAUUUUCACAUGAUACAGUACCUUUGACAAAAUCCACGCCCUGCUGUCAUUUUGCACGUCACUCAUGCAUGAAAGGGGAUGCCUGUCCAUUUGAUCAUCAGCUUUUUAAGUAUCCCUGUGACAAUUUUGUUAAAGGUUUCUGCAGCAGAGGUGAUGCUUGUAUGUUUUCACACAAGAUACCAACCACGGAAGAUUCAAGAACUGCUUCGAAUGAUUGCAAACCUGAGUUGAAGUAUCCAUCCUUGCCAGGUAAUACAAAUAUUAAGAUGCAACUGAAUGUUACCAGUAGCUCCCUGCAGAGUGUUGAUGCCUUGUCCAACUCUGUGGGAGCACAUCCUCACACGAAUGUGAAGACUCUAGUGAAACCACCUGCACUUGUACCAAAAGGAAUUAGCCGCAUCCUCACUGCUGAGAAAUCUGCAGCGGUCAAUUCUACUAUGCUUAAACAAGGGAGGUCCUCUCCAAGUGGGAAUGAGGGUGCCAAAGUUGGGAAUCAGGCGGUCCCAAGUAUAUCAGACACAUUUCAAAAAAUGGAUGAGACUCCAAAGAGAACUUCGCCAUGUGUGGUACCAAAGGGAAUAAAUUUUCUCUCCUUUGGCAAAGGUCCAUUGGAUGAUUCUGUUACUAAAAAAGUGGCUAGCUUGCAUUCAAACAGGGGCAGUGGUACCAAAUUAACUUUAGCUGACAAUUUAAAUUUGCAGAAACAAGCUAGCUCGUCUCCAAAUAUUGAUGUUAGCAUCAAAGUUGGUAACCAGACAAGCCCAAGUGCAUCAAAGACAACUCAAAAUUUGAAUGAGAUGCCAAAGAAGACACAACCUGAAGGUACACGACAGGGAAUGAACUUUUUGUCUUUGGGAAAUACCUCGGUAGAUCAUUCUAGUAGUAAGAGAAAGGCCAGCUUCCCUUCCAGUUGCGAUACUGGUAUUGAUGGAGCCGUUCUAGAGGGACAAACUGCAGGUGUUAAAUCUCAAAACUCAAGUGUAUUCUCAUUGAGGCUGCCAGCUUCUCCACUUGCUUCCGGUCAAUCAUCAGACGGCUUAGCAUCUGUGAAAUACAAAGAUGCACCAAACUCAGCUCAGAAGGCACACUCAUUGAUACUAUUUGCAACAAAGUAUGAAUCAAAGAUGAAAAUGAAUCGGUCUGUCGGUGCUCUUGAUGUUGGUAAGGAAGGUACUAGUAAUAUCACUAGAAGUUCCCAGAAUGAUUUGGCAAAAGCUUCAAAAAUUUUGGACUUCUUGUCUAGUGGUGGUAGUAAAAAGUAAAGAAUAAAACCCUUAGUGGUAGCCAAACCCCAAUGUGGUCGGGCUGUGGCUUUGAUGUCUGAUCAGUUCGAGUAAAACACAGCAGUAUUGAGGAAAAGACAUUUAAUAGUUCAUGCUUUCUCUUUUGUCCUUCAGUGGCACAAUGUUGUAUUUUUUCAGCUUAUUUCCAGAAGCCGUCAAUCAGAUGGAAUGGCUGCAUUGUGAUUGUGAAGUUCAUUGAUUAUGAUCGCUUGAGAUCUUUGCUUUGAAGGGAUUUCAGAUUGAUUUUAUUCUUUGAGAUAUUAUAAACCAGUUCUAUAGAAAAGCCAGUCACUUGUGACUAUCAUCUUAAAGUUGAGGCUCUGGGCAAAAGCAGAUGACCGCAGUGAUGGUUUUAUGGAAAAUAUCCACCUUUGUCACCCUUGUGAUCUGUUUUCAGCCGGCCAACUUGCGAUGGGAUCUUGAUGAUCAAGUUACAGAUGCCAAGUCCUUGCAGGUUCUUUUUUUAUUGGGAAGGCCUUUGCAGCUACUUAUUCAGGCUUUUCUGUGCUUGCAAUUCAUGUGAAACGAUUAUGCAUCAUAGAAAUUCAUGGAAUAUUCUAUGUAGUAGCGCUUGGCUCUCGCUUUUGGUUUGGACGAAGGCAUAGGUUGUGUUUGAAGUUUGCUCGGUGUGGGACUAUCUGUGGUGUAUGUGGGCCGUAAUCUGGGCUUAGUGGAUGGCCAUUCCUUUCGAGUUGCUGACCUUGUCGAGCAUUUUGAGUAGUGCUGUUACUAUCAUGGAAAAAACUAUGAUCAUUGUCCAAAACAUAAAGGAAUCUGUGUUAUAAUGUUCAGGGGCCCAUAUCUAAAAGUAAUGUGACAGCGAAAUCAAUGGGUAUCAUGAAUGGCUAGGUUAGGUGUCCCGACCACGCUCGUACGAAAUUGAUUUUGACUACAAUAUCAAGCAACUCACACAUGGAGAGUUCUGCUCUCAUGUGACCUUGUAUUGCAAAAUCCCUCCCAUUUCAUAAUUGAGUGUAG